UGUGAUUGUUGAUGGUGUCAAAUACUGACAUAUUACAGUUCAUCGAAGCCGGGAUACAACAUCAACAAACUUUUAUCAAAAGUUUUAUUAAAAGAUAACAAAAUGGAUCAAUUGCAUUCAGCGUUAAAUUCAUUGAAGUUACUUCGAACAAAUGUUGGUCAAAUCUUUGAAUCGCUCGGUGGUGGAAUUCGUAUUGAACACGGAGAAGAACAUGGUGACAAUAAAUUUUUGCACGAACUUCAAGAGCUUCUAACAACAACAAAUGGUUAUUUGAGGGACUUGGAAUCGACGGUAAACAGUCUUAGCACACCACCAGCGCCGCUUACACUUGGAAAUACUUCAUUUUUGGUCCAAGAACUGUCACAAGACCGGCAAGCACUCUAUUCACAAUUGGUCAACAGCUACAAAUGGAUCGACAAGGUUCAUGAUUAUGGUACGAUAGCUGCAACCGUUUUACACGCAAAUUCACUGAAGCGAUCUUAUAAUAGCAACUCAAACAAACGUCGACGACCCUUGGGCUCUUGUCAUAACAUACCACCGUCACAUUUCGACAGUGUUUUGACCAACAUUGAGCGGUCAUUUAACGACAUGACCAUAAAUAUAACGCGGCCACAUGCUACAAAUGCCAUAGUUCAUAUAACAUUGGGUCAUGUGCUGAAAGCAGUUCUUAUCUUCAAAGGAAUUAUGAUCGAAUGGGUUACGGUGAAAGGUUAUGAUGAAACAUUUGAUGAUGAUUUAUGGGCAGAAUCAAGACAUCAAGUCUUCCGUAAAGUUCAAGAUCACACACAUUCGGCAAUGCUUCAUUUCUACAGCCCAACGUUGCCGGAUUUAGCAGUGAAAUUCUUCAUGGCAUGGUUAAAUAGUUACCUCAAGCUCUUCAGUGAGCCAUGCAAAAAAUGUGGAAAUUAUUUGCUGAACUCAUAUCCACCAACUUGGCGUGAUUUCCGUUUAUUGGAACCGUUCCACGAAGAAUGCAAAUGAAAUAUUUCAUUAUUUUCAAUUUCAAAGUUGAGUCCAUAAAUAAAGUAUAAGAGUUUUGAAUAAAAUUGAAUUGCAAUUGAA
This is a messenger RNA of Contarinia nasturtii (swede midge), 1062 nucleotides long. It is a transcript of the gene MED27, whose product is annotated as mediator of RNA polymerase II transcription subunit 27. Gene Ontology annotation, molecular function: transcription coactivator activity. Gene Ontology annotation, biological process: regulation of transcription by RNA polymerase II. The record is from RefSeq and is a predicted model, not a curated record. Bases 103 to 981 code for a protein of 292 amino acids. NCBI's taxonomy places the organism in Eukaryota, Metazoa, Arthropoda, Insecta, Diptera, Cecidomyiidae. The transcript is spliced from 6 exons. Gene Ontology annotation, cellular component: mediator complex.